Messenger RNA from Ctenocephalides felis (cat flea), 891 nucleotides. Its product is annotated as glutamate receptor ionotropic, NMDA 2B-like. The record is from RefSeq and is a predicted model, not a curated record. The transcript is spliced from 5 exons. Lineage: Eukaryota; Metazoa; Arthropoda; Insecta; Siphonaptera; Pulicidae. The coding region runs from base 1 to 891 and encodes 296 amino acids.
AUGGCUCUAUUUUUGACGCGCGUCAAUUCUACUGGACGGGGAAGUCCCAAAGUUCGGUUGCGCGAUAAACAGGAACUUCAUGUGGGUUUAUUGGUUCCCCAUACAAGUUUUGGAGUUCGUGAAUAUAUCCGAGCAGUUAAUUCUGCAAUUCUCAGUUUGCAGAAAGGUAGAGGUCCUAGGCUAAAGUUUUUGGACGCUUUCGAAAUCACGCCCAAAAUGGUGCACCUGGAAAUGAUGACGUUGACGCCUAGCCCAACAGCAAUUCUCGAUUCGCUGUGCAAUAACUUUCUUCCCCUGAACGUCUCUGCGAUACUGUAUCUGAUGAACUACGAGCAAUACGGUCGCAGUACGGCUUCCGCUCAAUACUUCCUCCAGCUGGCAGGAUACCUGGGGAUACCGGUAAUAGCAUGGAAUGCCGACAAUUCAGGACUCGAACGUCGGGCCUCUCAAUCGACGCUUCAGCUCCAAUUAGCGCCUUCGAUCGAACAUCAGACUGCUGCCAUGUUGAGCAUCCUGGAAAGAUACAAAUGGCACCAGUUCUCGGUUGUGACAUCGCAAAUUGCCGGACACGAUGACUUCAUACAGGCAGUCAGGGAGAGAGUAUCCGUCAUGCAGGAUCGUUUCAAAUUCACCAUCCUGAACGCUAUCUUGGUAACCAGUCCAAAAGCCGAUUUAGUGGAAUUGGUUCAAUCGGAAUCCCGGGUGAUGCUCUUGUACAGCACUCGGGAGGAGGCGAGCGAGAUCCUCCUGGCCGCCAGAGAUCUACAGAUCACCGGCGAGAAUUACGUGUGGGUGGUGACGCAGAGCGUUAUCGAAAAUCUCCAGACGCCCUACCAGUUUCCAGUGGGAAUGCUUGAAAAUCUGAUGACAGUUCAUGAACCAAAAGUUUAA